Messenger RNA from Manihot esculenta (cassava), 738 nucleotides. RefSeq names its product MYB-like transcription factor ETC1. The transcript has 3 exons. Gene Ontology annotation, cellular component: nucleus. Gene Ontology annotation, molecular function: transcription cis-regulatory region binding. Gene Ontology annotation, biological process: cell differentiation. Lineage: Eukaryota; Viridiplantae; Streptophyta; Magnoliopsida; Malpighiales; Euphorbiaceae. The record is from RefSeq and is a predicted model, not a curated record. Bases 201 to 425 code for a protein of 74 amino acids.
CUACCUAUCAAAGUUGGAAUAUCAACGCUAUCUUUCAACUACCAUUCUCACUCUCACAACGCCCAUUCUUCUUCUCUAUCCAUCCAAACACGCCAUUUAUUAAGUACCCAUUCAUUUGUUUAGCUUCACCAACACAACCAAAGAAUUUUUCAAUCUCUUGUCUCUUUUUUCAAUCUCUCUGCUUAAGGUUUCAACUCUCAAUGGCUGACUUGGAUCAUUCUUCUAGUGAUGAUGUUUCUGUUGAUUCUAGAGAGGAAUCAAGCCAAGAAUCUAAGCUUGAAUUCACAGAGGAUGAAGAAACCCUUAUUACUAGGAUGUAUAAUCUUGUUGGAGAGAGGUGGCCUCUAAUUGCUGGGAGAAUUCCAGGAAGAACAGCGGAGGAAAUUGAGAAGUACUGGAAUUCCAGAUUCUCUUCAAGUCAAUAAAAUUAUUAAAAAAAAAAAUGUAAAUGGUGCUGCCUCUGUAAAAUGGGUUAUUAAAGCAGCAAAAUUUUGGGUGGUAGCUAAUCAGAAAGAAGAAGAUGUUUGGAAGGAGUUUGCUAAUUUUCUCUGGAAAGAAAAUAAAGGAAAAGAAAAGAGAAGAAAAUGCAGUAUGGGAUUUUGAUGGGAGAUAUGAUUGUGCAAACUGAAAUGGUUUCAUCGUUUUGUUAUUUUUGGAAUCAUCUGUGUGGGGGAUUGGCUUCUCUUGCUCAGUAUUAUUGUAAAUGUGUUUGCAAUUAUUAUCCUGUGAAUUAUCUUA